This is a messenger RNA of Prosopis cineraria, 2639 nucleotides long. RefSeq lists its product as uncharacterized. The record is from RefSeq and is a predicted model, not a curated record. Lineage: Eukaryota; Viridiplantae; Streptophyta; Magnoliopsida; Fabales; Fabaceae.
AUCAGCUCAAAUUGUUUGCUCGGAGCUUAUUGCAUUCUGCUUGAAAAUUCAGGGCACGAAGAUCGUUCUUUGGGCGAUGUGUCGUCCAUCUUUUGCCUUGCCGUCGUUGCUACGCUGCUGAACACUCCCCGCACGGCGUCAUUCCACUUUCACACGCAAAUGCGGUGGAACACUUCACAGUCCAUACUCUUGAGUGGCCUCCGUGCGUUGCGGCGGCAACCUCCGCGAACAAAAUGGGGAAGGGUCGAUAUUUGGUGGUUUCAGCUUUGCAGUUUGCCUGCCCUGACGACGUCUAAGCCAAUGUUGGCACCGCCGAAAGUCUCAUACAGUUCCUCAACAAUGGCUGAAGUAUCACAUGGACAUUCCCCUGGGAAUGAUUAUCUGUCAUUCAUUAAAGCCUCAUUAGAUGAGCUUGAAGGUCCAUCUCAUCAUUGGUUGAAUAGAUUCGACAAAGAUAAACAACUUUCCAUGGGAGACAGAACAUUCUUGGUUCUUGCUGCAAGAACUUUUGACCAUGAAAUGUUGUUUGAAAAUAUGAAGAAAAUUAAGAAGAGGUUCUCUCAUCUCUUUGUCAUGGGCUUAUUCUUCAUUCAUUCCUCAGCAGAUACAAUGCACAUAAUCUGGUUAUUGAUGUCUGAAAACAUCACAUUCCCCAUAUUAUUGUCAAAGAAGACAUUUCCUGAGAUGGAGCAAGGUGCGUGCUUCUUGUUAUUUAAAAAUUUUGAGAGCCCAGUAGUUUAUCAUGAGAAAGACGUGGAUCUUGAAAUGCUCUACCAAGCUAUUGAGAAUUUACACAUGCUGCCUACUGGGAAUUCUAAGUCAGUCAAGCAAUUGAGAUUCACUUCUUGGAAGCAAGAUGGAAUCAAGAAGGAGCAUUAUAUGUGUUCUUCUCUUCUGAAUUUACUUCUCUGUUAUCCAGGUUGCAUCUCUGCAGAUGAAAGUGGAGACCGCCUCUUCCUUUCUGACUGCAAUCAUCAUAGGAUUAUUGUAUCUGAUGACAAUGGAGAGAUUUUGGAUUGCAUUGGCUCUUCCCCAGGAUUUGAGGAUGGAGAUUUUGAAUUUGCUAAAUUAAGGCGACCUGCAGGUUCUUUUUACCAUGCUGCUGAGGACUGCUUAUAUUUUGUAGAUUCCGAGAACCUUGCUAUCAGGAAAGCUGAUAUGCAAGCACGAUCAGUGGAGACUCUUUAUCCUAUAAGUGCCUCUAGCAAGAGCAAUGUGCCUAUAUGGACUUGGAUCAUGAAUAAGCUGGGUUUAGAAAGCAAUGCAGAGAGCAAUGUUGAUGAAACAUCAGAUGUGUUUGGUUCUAAAACACCAUAUUUACCAUGGCAUCUGUUGAAAUCAGUUGAUGAUACUCUCUUCAUUCUAGACCGCAGGUUCCAAGUUGCAGGGAUCAUGGAUUUGGCUUCAGCAAAGAUUGACAAAGUUCUUGAAGGUUCUCCUGAAAUUUAUGAGAUAUGCAGAAAGCAGAUGUCAAAGAAAUUAUCCCUUUUAGAUCAUCUAGCCUAUGAUGGGUUUCAACAGCAAAUUGAAUAUGCCUAUUCUGUGGAGGGCCUCCCUCAUUCUGGUCUUUUAUCUUCACUGACGACCCUGCAGAAUCAAAUUUUCAUCAGUGAUACAGUUGGACAGAGGAUUUUGAAAGUUGACAGAGAAUCUGGGGUUUGUUCAAAAUUCCAGUUUUCCAAUUUAGGGAUACUUGGAUUACCUUGUUGGUUGAUGCCUCCCUCGGAGACAUUUUAUGCUACCACAAAUGGACUUUCAGAUGUACCAAUUGAUCUGCAGUGUUUCCAGUUGCUACCAGGUAAAAUUCACAUGCUGUUAAUCGUGGAUGUUCCUCAGGACACUGAGCUAGUACAACCACUGGAUGAGGCCUGUAUCUGGCGUCAGGCAAGAGGAGCAGCUAUUGAAGUCUCAGCAAUAGAGGAUGUGCCAGGAUCGGUAGAUAAGGUCGGCGUUGCACAACAAUGGUAUGAUGAAUUGGAUGAUCUUGCCUCUCCUAAACCUGAGUCAGAACAAGCUGUUCCAGAUGAUAAUCUGAAUAACAAUUUAAUGGUGGAAGAUAAGAAAAUUUGCAUCACCUGCAAUGUCAAUACUAGUCCUGGAACGAGUGAGGUUAUUAUUUAUACAGUGCUUUAUUUGAAACUUAAAAAAGACCCAAACUCACAAGAAGAAAGCCCUGAGAUUCAUGCUGGAAGGAUACUAGAUAUCAUGAGCUCUGGGAGAUGCUUGAAGAUGGAGAAAGAUCUAUGCAGUCAAUUUUUAUCAAAAUCUAAAGGGGACUUGAGGGAUCUCAUUUUCAUGAAACCACUGCAUGUAAGGAUAAAAUUGGAUAGUUUAGAUCAUCCAAAGGCUGAAAAUGAGAGAGAUAUAAUCUUGACAGAUUCAUCCAUCCAGGUAAAAGUUUCACUCGAUUGAUUGUAGGUAGAUUCAAGAACAAAGUUGCGAACUUUUCAUGUGCUUUUUGUAAUGGUUUUUGCUUUCUGAUCCAGAUGGGUAACAUAAUAUAAUAUAAAGCCAAGGUUUUUUAUUUGACCAAAAAAAAAAAGGCCAAGGAUUUUUAGGGCAUUGUAAUGGUUUUUGUAUAUUGUAUAUAAUUUUAAUUGCCCCGUGUGUCUAAUAUAUAGCCAGGCAUUAAAUGUGAA